ACUGCUUCUCUCUCCUGGGGCGAACAAUGACUUUCACUGGUACAAACAGAACAACAACUUCAAACUAGUGUCGGGACGCUGACAGGCCGGGGACUGAAAACCAAGAUAUUCAGAUGGCUCUGUGUGGUUUGUUGGAUCCGCUGCCCUCGGUCUGUUUUGAAAGAAAAACCCAGUUCUCUGCGAGGCGAGGCCUGUGCUUGGCCAGAAGUAAAUACUUUAAGCUCCCAGAGACGGAGAGCCAUCAGCUCGACGUGUGGAGCAUCAAACCGCCGGAUUUCUCCCUCAAACUGUACAGAUCUCUGUCGGUUCCUCAGAGGAAAGAGAGGAAGACUUUUACUGUUCCAGCAGCUCAACAAACAACAAGUGGAAUAUUUCUACCUGAUGUUUCACGUGAGUCUUACAAGAGGAACGACCCUGUGAAGUUCAUCACAUCGUACAGGCCUCCUGACGCUCUGGAGUCUGAGCUGGAGUUCGUCAGGACGGGAAAGUUUCCGUCUGAACCGUACGAGAACCCCAGACCUCACGACUUCAGACCGCUUGCUGAAAACCUUCCAGACAUAGUUACGACUCACGAGAGGGAUCCUGGUAACCUGACUUUAAAAUUGAAGCAUUUGGACACGAUGCUGACUACACAAUCAGACACUCGCUGCAGUUUGAGGGACACCAGGACUAGGAUGGACACACAUAAACCUGCAGAGCCUCAAUGGGAUAUGAGGCUCGUCCUCCCUCAGUCUCCCUGGCCUCCAAAAUCAGCUUCCUACACCCGACAUCGGAGAAGAAGAAGUGCGUACAGCGCCUUCUUGGAUCGAGUAGAAGAGAAACUCUCAAGAGCCUGGAAACUUACAUCGUGAUGUUUCAACACAUUUCUGUAACAAAUAAUUAAAACUUUUCAGAAAAAUAAA
This is a messenger RNA of Paralichthys olivaceus (Japanese flounder), 902 nucleotides long. It is a transcript of the gene c13h7orf78, whose product is annotated as chromosome 13 C7orf78 homolog. NCBI's taxonomy places the organism in Eukaryota, Metazoa, Chordata, Actinopteri, Pleuronectiformes, Paralichthyidae. The record is from RefSeq and is a predicted model, not a curated record.